Closterium sp. Yama58-4 is the source of this 2850-nucleotide messenger RNA. The record is from the annotation of a GenBank genome assembly. Lineage: Eukaryota; Viridiplantae; Streptophyta; Zygnematophyceae; Desmidiales; Closteriaceae.
AUGAGCCCCGCGCGCACGCGGCUUGUUGCUACUGCGCUGUCGCACGUCGUCGCUCUCUCGCUGCUGCCCGUUCUCGCAUGCCUCGCUGAUGCCACGCCCGCGGAGGCCGAUGGGCGGGGGUCGUGCGCCAUCGUCCCUGAAUGCACGUCGCCCGCCGCUCAUGGGGGCGGGAGCGCGUCGUUCGAGGACACUGAUGCGCCGACUCAGUCCCGCCACGCGAUCUCGUCCCCUUCCUCCCUUACCCCGCCUCUGACCUCCGCUCCCCACGGAACCGCCUUUCCCCCCUCGGCGCGCGCGUCCGCCUCCCCCUGUCCCGCGCAUCCCCUGCUCGGCCCGUCCGCCUCGCUCUACGACGUUCUGGCGCUCGCGCGCACCGCGUCAUGGGAGGACGUCCAAUCCGCGCACGACACGUGUCUUGCGAGCUGGUGGCGCGCCUCAGCAACAGAGGCGGCGCAAGUCAGUCGGCAGCGCGCCGUGCAGGUGGGGGGCAGCAAACGCGGCGCGUGGUUCCUGCAGCACGCGUACUUCGUUCUGCACUCACUCUAUUUCCCCCUGUCGCGCAUCCACCCUUUCCUCCCCCCGCAUUCUCCCUCUUUAUCCUCGGUGGUGCAGGUGGAGCAGGCAUACCGCGUGCUGUCCAGCCCCAGGCUGCGCCGCCUGUACGACCUGCUGGGGGAGGAUGACGUGGCGCAUGCUGCUUAUGAUGUGGCAGUCACGAGCGGUGGUGGCGGUGGAGGGCGGGCAGGAGAGACGUGCGCACAAUCCGACAUGGGCGUGGGAGUGGGCAUGGACUGGGAGUGCUGCGAGUGGCUGGCUGCUCACAGCAACCACAGUGGGAGCAGCACGGAGGGCAACAAGCGUAGUGGCAGCGACAGCAUGGCGGAGCAGGGGCAGAGCAGGGCAUCACACUGUGCCAGUCACCCCCACCACCAGUCCCUGCCUGGAAUUUGCUGUUCCCCCUCCGCUGCGCACCGCCUGCCUCACUCGCUUCCCCUCGCCACCGCCUGUGCUGUCCGCCUCUUCUCCUCCCUGCUGCAGCCCUCCCCUCACGCGCCUCACCUACCCCCAUCACCUCCACCCCUGCCCGACUCACACGUGUGGCUGCAGCAGUCCACGCCCAUCACAGUGGGCAACAUAGCAGACGCAGUCUUCGGCAGCCCACACCCCUGGCUGCUGCUGCUGCUCUCCCUCUCCUCCCCGCGCUCCCUCGCACUGCUGCCCGCAUGGUCCGCCCUGGGAGCGCAGCUCAAGGGCAUUGCACGCCUGGGCCACGUGGACGCGGGGCACGACACACUCGUUGCCCUGCGCCUCGCCCCGCGCACCUGCCUGCCCGCACACACGCGCUUCCCUGCAGGGCUGCCUGUCGUGCUGGGCCGUCCCAUCGGGUGCCGCCACGUGGACUGCCUGCUGCGCCUCUCCACGCGCUCGCCCCGUGCCCCAUGGCUGCCACGGCUCACACGGAAGGUGCACGAGGAUGAGGAGGAGGACGGGGAGGAGGAGGGUGACGAGAGAGGGGACGAGUGGGGAGGCAAGUUGUUAUCAGGCCACGCGUGGGGCAUCAAAGGCAAGGCGGAUGGUGGGGGCAGUGGGGGCAAGGCGGGUGGGGCGGGUGCAUGGCCUGCAGACCCCAUGACUCGCCUCCGCGAGUUCCUAGUGGCAAGGGGGGAGGUGCUGGGGGAUGGGGGGGUACCAGCACACAGCGAACGUGGUGCUGGGCGCAGUGCCGACGCGCCCUCUGCUGCAUCCCCUCCCGCCCCAUCGCCCUCCAUCCCCUCACCGCCGUCUCACGCCAUAGACCCUUCACACCCCCACCGCAUAGACACUUCAAACUCGCUGUUCUCCCUCCUGCACCUCGCCCCCUCGUCCCCCUACCACCAUCUCAGAGCCCCCCCUCCGCCGCUGCCCUCCCUGCGCCAGCUGCGCCGCUUCGCCUUCCUCUCCCUGCUGCGCGUACCACCCAUCCCCGUCGUGCCCUUACAGCACCUGCCCAUGCGCUUCUUCCGCACCGCCCCCGACCGCACUGUGCGCUUCGUGCUGCUGCUGCCACGCGCACACCGCCACGCAUCGCUGGAGGCGCGCUACUGGGCGGGCAGGAGCGCAGGGCGCGUGGCAUGGGUGGCGGUGCCGUGGGAAGAGAGCGAUGCAGCGGCGUGGCAGCGGUGGUGGCGUGUGCAACAGCCGCCCGCGCUGGGCAUCUACCGUGACCCGGGUGUGGUGCCACUGGUGCUGCCCGGCCCACUCAACUCCACCGUGCUGCGCCAUGCCCUGCUCCACCAUUCCUCCUUCCUCCUCCCCCGCCUCUCCGCCUCCUCCGCUGCCCGCCUCGCCUGUGACCCCUCCGCCCCCUCGCUCCCUCCGCCCUACUUCCUCUCUCCACUGCUCGCCCCUCCACCCCACAGGCGGGGAGGAAAGCACGGUGGUGGUGUUGCCCGAGCUGCCUUCCUGGAAAUACAGCACGCCAUAGCCACUGCCGCUGCCGCUGCCAAUGUUGAUGGAGGAGAUGAGUGUGGUGAGGAUGGUGCUGCUGCUUGUCAUGUGGAUGGUGGCGUUGAUGCUGCAAGCCAUGGCAGGGAUGCUGUGCACGCGGAGGUGGUGAUAGGUGAUGCGGCAAGGUAUGGUACCGGUUUGGAUGAGGAGGGUGAGGAGUAUGGUGAUGGGGAUGGGGAUGGGGAUGGGGAUGGGGAUGGGGAUGGGGAUGGGGAUGGGGAUGGGGAUGGGGAUGGGGAUGGGGAUGGGGAUGGGGAUGGGGAUGGGGAUGGGGAUGACUGGGAUGACGAGGAGAGUGACGGUGGAUGGCAGCAAUGCCACGGGUGUGAUGCAGUGGAUCAAGCAGUGCGUGCACACCAGUGA